AUGUCGACAUUUACACAUAGCCUACGGCAACUACGGUGCCACGGCAAGGCUUUCCGAGCACCAUGGCCUCAACCAGCCUCGCAACGUUCGACUUUUCCCCUCGCUGUGCGAUGCAUCACCACCGAAACAUCAACAACAGUCGUCGGACCCAAGCCCGAUGAAUUCUCCGUGAUAGACUCCAAGACCAAAAUCUCGCUUCCUUUCCAGGGCGUUGAGCAUGCGCGAGCCGUUCCGUUUUCGGCCUCGUACUUCUCACGAGAGCCGCAAUUCAACGAAAUGUACCUCCGAGUCGCUCGUCUUCUUACCAAAUACCACGCCCUCCCAACUUUACCCCCGAGUGCCGCUCCCCCAACAGCUUGGGUCAAGCUCCAGGAAAUGCGUUCGAAGCUUGGUGAACCGAUUAAAGCCUCCCACUACGCCAAGGUUAUCCGAGUUGCCAAGCGUCUGAACCUCAUCGAGCCCUCACUUUUCCCCCAGGAGGUUCAGGUGGCUCUUGAUGAGUUCAAGCGAGACAUCAACCCUUUUAUGAACGUACCUCACGAGGUGACAAUCGAUAAGUACGGCCGGGCUGUCGGUGUUGGCAAGCGAAAGGAAUCUACGGCUCGGGCUUGGGUUGUGGAAGGUACGGGAGAGGUCUUGAUCAACGGGAAAACCCUUAGCCAGGCUUUUGGCCGUAUUCAUGAUCGCGAGAGCGCGGUGUGGGCUCUGCAGGCCACUGAGCGGUUAGACAAAUACAAUGUCUGGGCGUUGGUGGAAGGCGGUGGAACAACCGGUCAAGCCGAAGCCCUUACGUUGGCGGUUGCCAAAGCUUUGAUCGUUCACGAGCCUGCGCUCAAGACUGCUCUUCGAAAAGCUGGCUGUAUUACGAGAGAUCCAAGAACUGUGGAGAGAAAGAAGCACGGCCAUGUCAAGGCUCGCAAGAUGCCUGCCUGGGUCAAGCGAUAA
Molecule: messenger RNA, 945 nt
Organism: Fusarium sp. VM40
Lineage: Eukaryota; Fungi; Ascomycota; Sordariomycetes; Hypocreales; Nectriaceae
Source: the annotation of a GenBank genome assembly